AUGGAGGGUUCAAUUACGAGCGCUGAUCACUACGGCGUCUUUGAGAAGGCUGAAAUUGACCUCUUAUUAGUUGGAGAUGUUGCUGUUGGGACCCUGGCUGAUAUUAUACAGAGAUUAUUUUCAAAUACAGCUGAAAUUACAAUCACCAUUAGUGAUGUGAAGAAUGCUUUGAUCUUUUUGGAUGAUUUUACAUUCAACAUGAUUUUCCUGAAGAUGAAUUCAUUGCCAACUACAGAGGAGCUAGAAGCAAUCAAAUUAAUUAGAUUUGGCAAAAAGAAAAACACACACUUGCUGUUUGUUUUUAUAAUCCCUGAAAAUUUUGAAGAUUGCAUUUCAGGCCAUGGAGCAGAUAUUAUUUUAACAGAACCACUAACAAUGGAAAAAAUGAGUAUUGUACUAAAUUAUUGGAAAACCUUCUUCUCAAAAACUGCUAAGAUUGAAAAUGUUACCAGAAGAGAAGAUUUCAGACCAUUCCAACAGAGAUCUUUUAAUGAAACCCAAAGAGAUGGUUCCACUGAUCUAGACCCUCAUAGUUCCACUUCAUUAGGAGACAAUCCUGGAGUUGGACAAAAGACUUCAUUGUCUGAUUCCAGGAAAAGCAAAAAGAUUUCUCUUCUUCAUUCAAGCAAAGAAAAGCUGAGGAGAGAACGAAUCAAAGAAUGCUGUGAGCAGCUGCGAACUCUCUUGCCAUAUAUAAAGGGGAGGAAGAAUGAUGCUGCUUCAGUUCUUGAGGCAACAGUUGAUUAUGUGAAGUGUAUCCGAGAGAGAAUCCCUCCAGCUAUCAUGGUUCAGAUAACAAAGGUGCUUCAAAGCAACAGAAGGUUUUGUAAGAGGCAACCGGUAGCCAGCCAGCUACUCCCAAGUACUGUCAUGACACAAAGGGAAGAUAACGAGGUGACAAGUAUGCAGUCACCUGUGAAAGAGAUCAGAUUCCUGGCUAAUAAGUGCUUGAAUGUGUAUUCUCUUCCUGCUUCAGAGUGCCCAUUGGAUGAAGCUUUGAAAGGUCAUUCUAGCUCCACUUCCCAAAAUGCUGCUGGUGAUAUAUAUAAGAUUAUUCCCACUGAAAUGCUUUCUUUUAAUUCUUUACAUACUGAUCAUUCUGUCAGAUACUACACCAAAGUUGCUCCUUCUUAUGAAGCAGCUACAUUAACAAAUCAGAGCUUUUCAAUUAAUUUUUCAUCUGUUUUGCCAAAAGUCUCAAGAUUUCCUUCUCACUACUACAGCUCUGCUUUGGGUCAGGCCUGUUCACAACAUCACAAAUGUCUGCAUCAAUCUUUGGCAUGUUAAGGAAGCCUUCU
This is a messenger RNA of Gracilinanus agilis (Agile Gracile Mouse Opossum), 1298 nucleotides long. RefSeq names its product spermatogenesis and oogenesis specific basic helix-loop-helix 2 (gene SOHLH2). The transcript has 11 exons. NCBI's taxonomy places the organism in Eukaryota, Metazoa, Chordata, Mammalia, Didelphimorphia, Didelphidae. Gene Ontology annotation, molecular function: protein dimerization activity; RNA polymerase II cis-regulatory region sequence-specific DNA binding; DNA-binding transcription factor activity, RNA polymerase II-specific. Gene Ontology annotation, cellular component: nucleus. Gene Ontology annotation, biological process: regulation of DNA-templated transcription; spermatogenesis. The record is from RefSeq and is a predicted model, not a curated record. The coding region runs from base 1 to 1287 and encodes 428 amino acids.